Messenger RNA from Crotalus tigris (Tiger rattlesnake), 1015 nucleotides. RefSeq names its product alkaline ceramidase 1 (gene ACER1). Gene Ontology annotation, molecular function: hydrolase activity, acting on carbon-nitrogen (but not peptide) bonds, in linear amides. The coding region runs from base 138 to 929 and encodes 263 amino acids. NCBI's taxonomy places the organism in Eukaryota, Metazoa, Chordata, Lepidosauria, Squamata, Viperidae. The record is from RefSeq and is a predicted model, not a curated record. Gene Ontology annotation, biological process: ceramide metabolic process. Gene Ontology annotation, cellular component: membrane. The transcript has 7 exons.
UCCGCAGGUGGCGAAACAGGUUGGCAGAGGAGAGGCACCACCUGCCGGCUCUGGGCACCCUUCUCCGAGGUGGAGGUACGACAGGCUCUUUUGCGCUCUCCUUGAACAGCAGCGGUGGCAUCGCAGGCACCUUCAGGAUGUUGCAGAUCUUCUCCUAUCUGAGCGCUGAAAUCGACUGGUGUGAAGCCAACUUUGAGCGCUCCGAAUAUAUUGCUGAAUAUUACAACACGAUCAGCAACGUGGCCUUUUUCAUCUUGGCCCCCAUGUUGUUGUGGCUCAACACUGAUUAUAUCAGAUAUCGCCCCCUGCCGAUUCGGGGCUUCGUCAUCCUGCAGCUGUUUAUUGGCAUCUUCUCCUUCUACUACCACAUGACCCUGAGCUAUGCGGGGCAGCUGUUGGACGAGCUGUCCAUCCUCUGGACGCUCUGCAUCUCCUACGGCUUCUGGUUCCCCAUCCGCUACUUCCCCUCCUUCAUCAAGAACAGGGAACAGUUCCUCACCCUUGUGGCCACAGUGACCGUGACCAGCACCCUGCUGUCCUUCGUGAAGCCGGCCCUCAACGCCUACAUCCUCAACUGCGCGGCCUUCCACCUGCUCUACCUGAUCUUCCUGGAAGUGCGGAGGUUCAGCACCCCGGAGAUCAAACGUGAGGCACUGACCAUGACCUUCUGGUGGGUCAUCGCCAUCAGCUGCUGGCUGGUGGACAAAUUUUUCUGUGGCUUCUGCCAAAGGCUCAACUUCGCCUACCUCCACAGUUUUUGGCACGUCUUCAUCAAUAUCGCCCUCCUCCGCUGCAUCACCCUCAUCCUCUUCUUAGACAUCUCUCACGACCUGCCGAGCAGCGAGCCCUCCAUGGAGUACUGGCCGAGCAGCAGCUUCCCCCUGGCGCUGCCCUACAUCAUGAUCCGGAAGCCCCUGAAGUGGUGCUAGCGGCACGGUCAGUUGGGGCCACCCUACUGGGUCCUCCAGGAUGGAACCCGGCAGCUUUUUGUGGGGGCCUUGGGGAGCCCGGGAGG